Molecule: messenger RNA, 2483 nt
Organism: Ceutorhynchus assimilis (cabbage seed weevil)
Lineage: Eukaryota; Metazoa; Arthropoda; Insecta; Coleoptera; Curculionidae
Source: the annotation of a GenBank genome assembly
GCAAAGCAUCAGCUGGAGAAGUGAGGUUAGAUUUGUCUGAAAGAAAAGUAAACAUAAACAAUAAUUAUUCUGUUUCUUUAUUAAUUAUUUACUCCGAUUCCUAUUAAAUUGGAGCUGUUUUCGAUAUAAUGCAAGAUUCCAAAAGAUUCUGGGCCUUGGCCCAGCAAAUUUUUCCAAUAUUGAACGAUACAGUCUGCCAACAACAAGAAACCGAAGUUUUAAAGACUGACUUUGAACAACUUUGCAAUUUCAUGCAAGAAAAUCUACUGCAAGACACGUUCCAGCAAUUGGUAAUGAAUAAAAUCGAAAAAAGGCUGCGUCAAGAAGUGGUACCGGAAUUCUGGUCCCAUUUUGAACAGAGUGAAAACAAGGGUCUAAAGCAGUUUUACAAUGCAGUCAAAGCACUUUAUGAUAACUAUCAGCAGUUGGAAAAGGUGAUAGGAAAGCUAAUUGCUUUUGCUAAAUUCGCUAAAGUUUCUCAAAUACCUUAUCAAGAAAAAUCCCUUCAAAAUGCCUUAAAAUUAAGCCUAAAGGCCACUUUACUGGGCCAAUUGCAUGUAGAUUAUCAAACAGUUACAAUGAACUUUUACGAAAUUGCUCUGAAGAUGGAAGACUCAGAUGAGAACAGUUCAGAUGCUAUGUGUAUUGGGUGUGCUCAAGAGAGUUCCAAUUGCAAUUGUUUGCAUUUGUUUCAGGAGACAAACAGGAAAUUGGGUAAAAUGUUUCUGUUGGAACCACUAAUAGGCCAAACCUUGACCAAUUUAAGUUACAACUACAUCCACAAUCACAUCCAGAAGAUUUGCAAAGAUAACUAUGACUCAUUUAUAGCCAGCUUGGAGAAGUGGUUACACUCUGUGGUUAUAGUAUGGCUGAAGAAAAUCUACUAUUUUGACGCUUCAAUAUCACUAGACCAAUCAAUGGAAAUGUUUGAAAAAAAGCUGGUCAAUUACUUGUACAACAGCUACACUAAAAUCAGAAUAGAUCAGCUAUUUAAUAUUGUAAUUGAAUAUCCCGAAUCAUUACCAGCACUUGAAGACAUCCGUUUGUGCUUACCACGCACUGACUUAAAACAACUACUAACCAAAAAAUGCCAAAAAGCUAUGGAAACUCGAUUGCUACAUCCUGGUGUUAGUACCACCGACAUUCUCACAGCAUAUGUAGCAACCAUAAGAUCAUUAAGAGUCUUAGACCCUACUGGUCUACUACUAGAAACUGUCACUUAUCCAAUUCACCAAUAUUUACGAAGCCGUGAAGACACUGUAAGAUGUGUAGUCAGUAGCUUAACAGAAGAAGGCCCUAAUGAUUUGGCAGAAGAACUAAACAGAGGAGAGGCUGUAGACGAAAAUGCUCCAGUAAAUGAAGGCGAUGAGCAUUGGGAAACUUGGACACCCGAUCCUAUUGAUGCUGUUUCUUCAUCGAAAAAAGCCUCAAAAGACUCAACAAUCAACCACAGAACUGCAGACAUUAUUUCAAUGCUAGUAAACAUUUACGGCAGCAAAGAACUCUUUGUCAAUGAAUACAGAACCCUUUUAGCUGACAGAUUAUUGUCCCAAUACAACUGCGACACCGAAAAAGAAAUUCGUUACCUGGAACUCCUCAAAUUGCGUUUCGGUGAUUCGCAUUUGCACUUUUGCGAAGUAAUGCUCAAAGACAUUGGAGACUCAAAGCGAAUAAAUCAAAGAAUCAAAGAAGACAGCGAUUAUAGUGAAGACGAAAUUCCCCUUUCAACCAUGAUUGUUUCCCAGCAAUUUUGGCCUCCCUUCAAAGACGAAAAGCUAGAAUUGCAUCAUCAAGUCCUAAAGCAAAUGAAACAGUUUACUGAAGGAUUUGAAACGUUGAAAGGCAGCAGGACUUUGUGCUGGAAGAAUCAUUUAGGAAUUGUCAAUAUUGAAAUUGAAUUGAAUGAUAGGACUUUGAAUUUGUCCGUGUCGCCGGUGCAAGCGACAAUUAUGAUGCAUUUUCAGGAUAAAGGCACGUGGGAGUUGGAAGAGCUCAGUAAAACGAUGCAAUGUCCGGCUACGAUUUUGCGACGCAAAAUCGGAUUUUGGUUGUCGCACGGCAUUCUAACUGAAACCAAGUUGGACGUGUUUUCAGUUCAGGAAGUAAAGGAAAAUAAAAAUUCCGCUCCUGAGGAUUUUUACGUGGAAGAUUUCGAGUCUGAAUCUGCUAUGGCCAGCGCUCAAGAUCAGAAAGAGGAAGAAUUACAAAAUAUUUGGUCGUAUAUCAUUGGAAUGCUAAUGAACCUGGACAGUUUGGGGCUCGAGCGAAUUCAUCACAUGCUUAAAAUUUUCGCCUUUCAAGGCCCCACCACCACCGAGUGCAGCCAAUCCGAGUUAAAAUCGUUUUUAGACAGGAAAGUGAGAGAAAGACAGUUAAUUUAUUCAAACGGAUUGUAUAAAUUACCCAAAUAAUGUCAAUUUUUAAACUCCUAAUUAGUCUUUUGUUAUUUUGAAUAUUGGAAACAAAUAUAGGGUGUUCCACGA